Messenger RNA from Malania oleifera, 3122 nucleotides. RefSeq lists its product as uncharacterized. The transcript has 7 exons. Bases 388 to 2487 code for a protein of 699 amino acids. NCBI's taxonomy places the organism in Eukaryota, Viridiplantae, Streptophyta, Magnoliopsida, Santalales, Ximeniaceae. The record is from RefSeq and is a predicted model, not a curated record.
AUAGCAAGAUUAGAUGAUGUAAACUCUAAAAUGGAAAAUUUAUUAGCAAUAAAUUCCAAGCUGGCAAAACCAACAAAAAAUAUGUCUGCAUUAGAGCAUUCGGCGCAGAGGGCAUUUAUAUAUUGUCCACCUGCCUCGCCACUCCAUCGUUGGCCAUGCGCCCUCAUCGUCUCUGCGUUCCGAGAACCUCAGUCGACAAAUCCGGCGUCGCCAUUGUCGUCGUUUCCUUCUUCGUUCAUAGUUCAUACACGCAGAGAGACGAGCAUCAGUAGUCGACGGAUGAAACAUAAGAUCCAGGCAUCAUUUUUCUUGCUUUUUUCUUGUUCUAUUUUUUCUUUCCUUUUUUGGAAUCUGUGAUUGAACUGAGAAGGGGAGAACAAUGCUCGGAUGGCCCAGUACAGGCAAUCGGGCAUGGACAGAUUGGGAGUCCGAGGCCACGACUUCUACAACACCAACGGUUCUUCAGAUCACGUCGCCAUCGGAGUCCGUGUGCCCCCCCACAAGCAAUCCCGCCCCCGUCGAUCCCCUAAGACCUUCAAGAUCUCCAUUGGUGCCGUCGUCCUUGUUCUCUCCAUUCUCCUCUUUCUAUCUAUUUUUGUCUUCUCCUUUCUCUCCAGAGACCAUAAAGAAACAAAUAGCUAUAGCAAUGCUCAGGAUAAUGAAACAAAGAGCGACCUCGACUUUCUUACAAACGUGACUCGGACUGAGAGUAAAGUCCUUAAGUUUGGUCAUGGUUCUGUAGCGCAUGGCCGAGAUUCGAGAUACUGGGACAAAGAUGACAGGAGAAGGGAUGAAGAUUACAAUGAGGAUAUGCUGGAGCAAACUGUUGUCUCUUCAAGGGAUGAAUCAAGGGAUAAAGGUCAUGACACAAAAGUGAAGAACGGCAAUGAGAAGUUCUCUGGUGAUGAUUCGUUUAAGGUUUCAGAUCGUAGAGGUGUUGGAUUGUACAAUGAAGCUGGACGUGAUGAACUCAAAAUGUAUGAAGCAGAAUAUGAGGCAUCUCUCAAGAAUGUUGGGCAAUCAAGGAAAGAACAUGGCAAUGUGGAGUUGCGCAAACAGAAGGAGGAGGCUGAUGUUGAUGAUGAGUAUGAUGAUGGUUUAGAUUCCCACGAUACUCAGAUGGAAGAUUAUGAUGAUACAGUACAUGACAACAGGGACCAUUCAGAUGAGGGUAAAUACUUUGAUGGAGAUGGUAGGAAGUCUUUUGAUAAUCUCCAUGCUGGAACCAAGGAUAGGAAUUUUGCUGAUGAUGGCAAGUUAUCUAAGGACUUCCCUUUGAACUCUCAAAAUCCUAAAAAUGUGAAUUCAAAUUCCAGAUUUGUUGGCAGCAUUGUUGGUCAAUCUACAAGAAAGUUUAGCCCUGAAAAGCGGCUGGAUUCAAAGAAAAAAACAAAGCGCCGUUCCUCUUGUGAAAUGAAGUUGUUCAACUCUACUGCGCAGCUUGUGGAACCUUUGGAAAGUCGAAAGUUUGCAAGAUUUUCCUUGCAGUAUACUGAAGUAGAAGAAAAGCCUGAUGGACCAGAACACUGGGAACCUAGAUUUGCUGGGCAUCAGAGUUUACAAGAUAGGGAAAAGUCAUUUUUGGCAAAUGAUCAAAAAAUAAACUGUGGCUUUGUUAAAGGUCCCAAAGGAUCAUCCAGUACAGGAUUUGACUUGGCAGAAGAUGAUGCAAGAUAUAUUAGUAGUUGUCACAUUGCUGUGAGCUCUUGCAUCUUUGGAAAUUCAGAUCGCUUGAGGUCGCCAACUGGUAAAGCGGUCACUCGCCUGUCAAGGAAAAAUGUCUGCUUCGUUAUGUUCAUGGAUGAAAUUACCCUGCAGACACUUUCUUCCGAAGGUCAGACUCUGGAUAGAACUGGUUUUAUUGGCUUAUGGAAGAUUGUGGUGGUGAAGAAUCUACCCUAUACUGAUAUGCGAAGAGUGGGAAAAAUACCAAAGCUUUUGCCACAUCGACUUUUUCCUUCUGCAAGGUAUUCAAUCUGGUUGGAUAGCAAAUUACGCCUCCAACGCGAUCCUCUUCUCAUCUUGGAAUACUUCUUGUGGCGGAAAGGCUAUGAAUAUGCCAUAUCUAACCAUUAUGAUCGGCAUUGCCUAUGGGAGGAGGUAGCACAAAAUAAGAAACUAAACAAGUAUAACCAUACCAUAAUUGAUCAACAGUUUGCAUUUUACCAGGCUGAUGGGCUGAAAAGAUUCAAUGCCUCAGAUCCCAACAAGCUUCUUCCCAGCAAUGUUCCUGAAGGAUCCUUCAUUGUUAGGGCACAUACUCCUAUGUCAAACUUGUUCUCUUGUCUUUGGUUUAAUGAGGUGGAGAGGUUUACUCCUCGUGAUCAGCUGAGCUUUGCAUACACAUACCAGAAGUUGAGAACAAUGAAUCCUGGCAAACCAUUUCAUCUCAAUAUGUUCAAGGACUGUGAGAGAAGAGCCAUAGCAAAAUUGUUUCAUCACAGGUCAGAGGAGAAGCGGAAUAUUCCUCAACGAGUAGCAGAAUGAAAUGUGUAUUAUGUCAGCUCAGCUGAUCUCUGUUUGGUUUGUUGUACAUUACGCUUGGCCAUGCUCGUGCCUCAAGGAGGUAUGCCCCUUGAUGCCCCAACACAUAGCAGCAAGGCUGGUUUUUGAUAUGUGACCUUUUAUUUUGUUGUCUUCGAACAAUGAAAAUAGCGGUUGCACAGCUAGAUAUGCACAAACCUGUUAAUAUCAGUAUUCAUUUGCUGCAUUUUUCUGCUGCUUAAGUUGGGUAUGGCUCGGUGUAAGAAGGUAUUGCCAUCUGCUUUUAGUGUUCUCAUUGAGGCCAUUUUGUUUUAUGAUUCAUUGCUUUUCAAGAUGCAGAGAUGAAGCUCCCAAUGCCUUUGUACUACUACUUCCACUGCAGCUAGUGCCUUGUAUUUUUUUCCCUAAACAACUAGAUUUUUGUUUUUUUUGUUUUUUUUUUUUUUUUUUAUUUAUAAGAAAUUUUGUUGAUUCAAUCAGGCAUGUAUGAUAUUUUAGCAAUUCGAUUGAUGUUACGAUUAUGCUUUUGUUGGUCAAUGACUAUCAAACAUUGUUAUUCAUAUUUUGGAUGUUGUAACUAGAUAUAUAAUGUAUGGUUUCUUGAAAUGUUUUAGGAAGAAUGACUUUUAUGAUGGAUU